AUGGCUAAGGAUCAAUACGUAAAUAAGGAUUUAUUUUCGUUGAUCCUUAGCCACGUGUCACGUUUUGGCUGGUCGGUGGUUGAUACGAGACAAGUUAGACACCUUAAGGAUCAAGGUUUUCAAUGUGAUGAGAAGGUGGUCAAGGUACAGAAGACCGUGUGUGAGCUUAAGAAGACCGUUCGAGAGCUAAAGACCGUUUGUGUAGUCGUCUCCGUAUUAGCUUCUAUAGGUUUGGCGGUUAUGUGUGUGACUGGAAGAGCUUCAAUGGUCUAA
This is a messenger RNA of Eruca vesicaria subsp. sativa (arugula), 273 nucleotides long. NCBI's taxonomy places the organism in Eukaryota, Viridiplantae, Streptophyta, Magnoliopsida, Brassicales, Brassicaceae. The record is from the annotation of a GenBank genome assembly.